AUGCCUUCUUUCAGCAACUGGUUUACGGCCGGCCUGAUGGCCACCUCGGCCAUGGCCAUGCCGCACGCCAAGCGCGCGGCAUCCAAGCGCGGUGCGGCCUACAACGACGUCUCGCUGGUUAACUCCCUCGGCGGCGCCAACGCCGUGACCUGGGCCUACGACUGGUCGCUGGACAGCACGCUUGGCACCGGGCUCGGCCUCCCCAGCGGUGUCCAGUUCGUGCCCCAGAUCUGGGGCCCGAGCGACCUAGGCUCCGUGACCACUGUCUUGUCAGCCCUCCUCGAGAGUGGCUGCGAGUACAUCCUCGGUUUCAACGAGCCGGACAUGCCCUCGCAGUCCAGCAUGGCACCCACCGAUGCUGCCAAUGCCUACUUGACCCAGAUCGUGCCGUUUAAGGGUAACGCCAAGCUGAUCUCGCCGGCUGUGACCUCGUCCACGACUCCGGGCAUGGGCCUGAGCUGGUUCGAGGAAUUCAUGGGCGUUUGCGGCACUGGGUGCGAUCUCUCCGGUCUCGCUGUGCACUGGUACGGCGAUACCGUUGAUGAGUUCACCACCUUUGUCCAGCAGGCUAUGAGCACGGCAUCCCAGUACGGCCUGCCCGAGGUUUGGUUGACGGAGUUUGCGCUCAACGCUGAUGUCAACGGCGUCGCUAAUGCCAACAACACCGCUGCCUUCCUUAAGAAAGUCCUCCCCUGGCUCGACGGCCAGGACCAGGUCACUCACUACUCCUACUUCAUGACUGCUGAGAACUAUCUCUUCACCAAUGGCGCCACCAACGACGCUGGCCUGGCUUAUGUUGGUGCUGCGUAA
Penicillium lagena is the source of this 810-nucleotide messenger RNA. RefSeq names its product glycoside hydrolase family 128 protein. Gene Ontology annotation, cellular component: fungal-type cell wall. The record is from RefSeq and is a predicted model, not a curated record. The coding region runs from base 1 to 810 and encodes 269 amino acids. Gene Ontology annotation, biological process: fungal-type cell wall polysaccharide metabolic process. The transcript has a single exon. NCBI's taxonomy places the organism in Eukaryota, Fungi, Ascomycota, Eurotiomycetes, Eurotiales, Aspergillaceae.